UUGGUUGCAAAAGAAGAAAAAACAGUCAUAUUUUACGAUCAUGUUUUGAUAUUUAAAUUCUCGCUUUAAUAUGUUUUACUGGGACGCCGUUUAUACAGGCACAUUUAAAAGCCAUUUACCCGGGGUAGCAAAACAAAAACAUGUAGAAUAAAUCAUUCUCCAUGUUUGUGUGAAUAAGCAAACUUCCCAUCCUUCUGAUGGAGCCCGCCUUCGCUUUCUCCUCCGUUUCAUUGCUCGAGCGCACAGGGCUCAGAAACUACUGCUGACCCAGAAGCUCAACUACGAGGGAGCCGCAUGCCGAACCUAACCACAUCAUCAUCUGGCAAAAUCUGGCGCCAUACAUUUGCAAAGCCCCCAUCGGCAACAGUCGGAAGUGAGGUUACGGCAACGGUCGGAAGAAGCACAAAAACACACACACACACACACACACAACCCGCACCAGAUCAAAAGACAUCCAAUACAGCCCCUGGGUGGGGGGGGACUGUCGGAGCAAUGAGCCACCGAUCAUUACCCCAUUGACACUUCAAACCCCCUCUCGCCGGGUGUGCCUCCUUGCAGCUGCCUCCAAACCGCUGCACUAGUAAGGAUUCACUAGGAAUGGAGGAGCAGGGCAGGGGAGGGGUGAAUGAAGAGAAGGAACUCAUUACUACACAUCCUACGAGCCGGACCGGCAAACGAAAUGUGUCGAUGCGGCUAGUGUUACCCGUGGGGCCCAACCGGCUUCGCGAACGUUCGUCGCCUCCACACCGGCGCUGGUUCCUGAAUGAAUCCUUACACCUCUCUGGCCGUCCGUCCGUCAACCCCACGGUCGGAAGGGGGUCAAAGCGGUGCAAGAGAUGGCACCUAGCGGGGGGGAAGGGGGCGGCAGUUUUCGUGCGAAAGAAACCGCAGCACUGCCAGGUACGCUCGCUUCGGUAUUGAUUUCCAGCCACCGCUUGAUGGGACGGCACGGGGACCCUUGAGGGUUCGGUUACACAUCUAUCCACCGGAGGGGUUUUUUUUUUGUAACGCCAGUUCCGAAUUCGAAAAGCUCCGCGUUUGUGUAUGUGUGUGUGAGUAAGAGAUGGAUGGUUUCUUCUUUUUAUGUUUUCGGGGGAAGGAAGGAAACCCUUACCUGUCGGGCAGCUCAGUUCGAGUUGGAUCGUGCAGCAGUAAGUACACGCGUCGUGGCAGUGCGUCGUCGUCACGAUCGCGAGGAAGGAACGUUUCCGUGUGUGUGUUUGUGUGUGUAAGAGAGAGAGAGAGAGAGAGAGAAAAGGAGAGAGCGAGAGUGGGUGUUUGGGAGCUGGCAAAGUGUACGAAAUUGAUGGGCUGCCCGCAUGUGCCCCAGGGCACACAGUGAGUGAUGCAAGGGAGCGUUUUGUAGGCAGGCGUCCCGGAACAGUGCCCCAAACCAGUCAACCCAACCCAAAACCCAAAACCGAAACCGAACCGCCGGGUAGCAAAGGUUAGCGCCGACGUGUCCGCAUCCUGCCGGCCAGUUCCAUGACCAAGCAAUCGGCAAUCAAACUGCUCAACAUGGUGGCGAACGGACGCAAGCGACACUCGUCGAUCAACGAGCAGCAGCUGGUGCCGCUCGAACCGCCACCGGGCAGCUGCCUGUCGUCGCCGACGGCGCCGCCGCCGCCGCCCGCUGGCUCCGGCACCGGCCGCUGCUAUCAGUCGUCCCUGCGCAGCUACAGCAAGUGGUCGCCGACCGAGCAGGGCGCGACGCUCGUCUGGCGCGAUCUGUGCGUGUACGCGACGGCCGGACCGGCCAAGGGCGGCGGCUGCGGGGGCGGGGACGGACCGCCCGGCUGCCACCGGCCCACGAUCAAGCGCAUCAUCAACAACGUGAGCGGUGCGGUCACACCCGGGACACUGAUCGCGCUGAUGGGCUCGAGCGGUGCCGGCAAGAGUACGCUCAUGUCGGCCCUCGCCUACCGUACACCCCCCGGAACCGUCGUCCAGGGGGACAUCCUGGUGAACGGGCAGCCGGUCGGGCCGUACAUGUACCGGCUGAGCGGGUUCGUGCACCAGGACGACCUGUUCGUCGGCUCGCUGACCGUGCACGAGCACAUGUACUUCAUGGCGAAGCUGCGGCUGGACCGGCGCGUCGGCCACCGGGCGAUCGACCAGACGAUACGGGACCUGCUCGAGCGGGUCGGGCUGGCUCGGUGCGCCGGCACCCGCAUCGGCGAGGCCGGCGACGGCAAGAUGCUGUCCGGGGGCGAGAAGAAGCGGCUCGCGUUCGCGACCGAGCUGCUGACCAAGCCGACGCUGCUGUUCUGCGACGAGCCGACGACCGGCCUGGACUCGUACGGUGCGCAGGCGCUGGUGUCGACGCUGCAGCAGCUGGCCCGCCGCGGCACCGCCAUCAUCUGCACGAUCCACCAGCCGUCCUCGCAGCUGUUCUCGAUGUUCGACCAGGUGAUGCUGCUGGCGGAGGGCCGGGUCGCGUACGCCGGCCGGCCGCACGAGGCGCUCGCCUUCUUCGCCCGGCACGGGCACGCCUGCCCGCCCAGCUACAACCCGGCCGAGUAUCUGAUCGGGGCGCUCGCGACCGCCCCGGGGUACGAGCAGGCGUCCCAGCGGGCCGCCCACCGCCUGUGCGAUCUGUUCGCGGUGAGCGAGGCGGCCGGCCAGCGCGACGUCCUCAUCAACCUGGAGGUGCACAUGGCGGAGAGCGGCGACUAUCGCGUGACCGACGAGGUGCAGCAUCUGGCCGGCCGGCCCCACUGGCUGCACACGACCGCCUGGCUGACGUACCGGGCGCUGCUGACGGUGGUGCGCGACCCGACCGUGCAGUAUCUGCGCCUGCUGCAGAAGAUUGCGAUCGCACUGAUGGCCGGGCUCUGCUUUACCGGUGCGAUCGAGCCGACCCAGCUCGGGGUGCAGGCGACGCAGGGCCUCCUGUUCAUCCUCAUCUCGGAGAACACGUUCACGCCGAUGUACGCGGUGCUGGCCGUCUUUCCCGAAACCUUUCCGCUCUUUAUGCGCGAAACGAAGAACGGCCUGUACCACCCCUCCCAGUAUUACGUCGCGAACGUGGCCGCGAUGCUGCCCGGGCUCGUGCUGGAGCCGCUCGUGUUCGUGCUGAUCGCGUACUGGCUCGCGGCACUGCGCCCCACGCUCCACGCGUUCCUGGUGACGGCGGCCGCCGCCACGCUCGUGAUGAACGUGUCGACCGCGUGCGGUUGCUUCUUCUCGGCCGCGUUCAACUCGCUGCCGCUCGCGAUGGCCUACCUGGUGCCGUUCGACUACAUCCUCAUGAUCACGUCCGGCGUGUUUAUCCACCUGAACACGAUGCCGGCCGCGACCCGCUGGCUGCCGUACAUCUCCUGGAUGAUGUACGCGAACGAGGCGAUGUCGAUCGCCCAGUGGGAAGGUGUCAGCAAUAUCACCUGCCCCGCCGUUGACGACAAGCUGCCCUGCCUGCGGACCGGCGGCGAGGUGCUGGAGCACUACAGCUUCAGCGAAACGCACCUGGCACCGAACCUGUGGGCGAUGGUGUUGCUCUACUUCGGCUUCCACCUGCUCGGCUACCUGUUUCUGUGGCGCAAAACCAAGCGCUAGGCGCGUCCGGGCAAUUCUCACCAUGUACUCGGCUUUUGUUUGGAAAUACACCAGAGCGAAACCGCGUUCACUGUGUAGCGUUUGGAUUUUUUUUUCUCUUCAUUUUAGCUGUUUACAUUUGCAAAACACUGCCAAUGGAAUUUUAACGGCAAAAAAGAAACAAAACAUCGCACGUGGUGAAUUUAGCAAUUCGAUGUUUAGCGACGACAGCGCAAUGAUGGUUUUUUCUGGGUGUGACGAGCAGUUUAUUGUUUUCUCGAAAGAAUAUUAUUACAGUCUGUUCCCGAGUUACGCGGUUCUCGACUUACGCGGAUUCGGAGAUACGCGGUUUUCUAAAUUUGACAGAUCAAAUGUCAAAUCAGUACAAUUUGCUUCAAGUUCGGUAUGAAUUGCAUUUUUGCUAACAAAUUGAAACCGCUUAAAAGCCAGAAAUAUUAGAAUUUUUCGCACAAAUCAUAUCAAAUAAAUGAUAAAGUGUAUAAAAGUACUAAAUAAAAUCAAAAACUCUGAUUAAUGAAUAGUAUUUUAUUCAAAAAAUGUGAAAUUCGACUUACGCGGAUAUUCGAGUUACGCGGAUUCGCCGGGAACGCAGAAACCGCGUAACUCGGGAACAGACUGUAUAGAGUUUGAUGAAUAUUUUUGAGCGUAAAGGCCGGGCUACAUUGAUCGUACUCGCAAGCGUAAUUUUGAUUUUCACUAGCGCAUCUGGCGGCGACUGGUGGAAGCUAUUUUUGGUCAUCCAGGGAAUGGUCAUGCCGGAUCUCAAAAUUAAGUAGUUUUUCCAUCGUUUUCCAUUGCAAAAAUGGACGCAAUGCGUGCAAAACAUGUGUAUCUACGUUUUACAAACCUUUCUCCUCCAUUUUUAGUAAAAAAAAUGGAAAAAUAACGUAUUUUCUGAAGCGGCUCCAAAUUGUUUGGAAAAAUGCUUCGGUCAGCCGCCGCCAGAUGCGCUAGUGAAAAUCAAAAUUACGCUUGCGAGUACGAUCAAUGUAGCCCGGCCUUAAGAAAUACAUUUUACUAAAUUUCUCCCAUAGUAUUGUCAGGGAGAGUCAAAAGAGUAAGUUAUUGAGUUAGAAUGAGAGGAUGAUUAGUAUUAUUGUUAGUAGUAAAAACACAAGUAAAAAGGUCGAUUAAUUAUCGAGAAUUGUAAUUGUUUUGCAUUAUGCUUUUAUUCUCCUUUUUUUCACUAAACAUAUAGCUGAGUUUGAGAUUAUCACCACGAGUUAUUUAAAUAAUAAGAAUCGAUAUCCAUUUGUUUAACCUGUUUAGGGUUGUUAGUAGUAGGCGACUUGAACCUAAAAUAUGCAUAGAAAAAAAAGAAUGCUCCAGGUUUGCUCACUAGAUGGCGUUUCAUAAGUCAUCAUUAUAUUGCUGUCAUUUUCUUGCAAUGUGUUUCGCAGCUUCUUCUAAUCAUGAUUUCGAACUUUCUAAGCAAACAUUUAUAAGAAUGAUGGCGUAACAUUGGACUUUAGCUUUUAAACAUUCGUAUCGCCUUUUUAGUUCUAGCGAUGCAUAACCUCAAUGCGAAACCAAACAACAAUACAGAGGGAAGGAGGAAGCUUUCAAAGCGAGGAAAACUCCACUGUAUUACUGUGUAUCCCACCAACAGAUGGCGCCACCAGCUUUAUUUAUUCCGUUUAGAUUAAGAGGUUGGGUCGUUUACAGCCCGUUUAGUGGUCGUUGGGUUAGGAGUCACUCGGCAGUAGCCCAAAUAGCCAGAAUUGCUUAAGCAGCUCAUUUUGGCACGCUACAGAUCGCUGCUUGAAUUCGCCUUUUGCAGUAGAUAAACAGCAUCAAAGUUCUAUGUGGGUCUUUCAAACAGCGCCUAAGCAGCUUCCUUAUGCCACGGUGCCAGGGAUUAUUUUUCUUUGUGUUUUAUUUUCAAGCAAGCGUCAUCGAUGAAAUAAACAACAGGAUUUGUUUUGUUUGUGUACAUGAGUAAAAUUUUUU
Messenger RNA from Anopheles coluzzii, 5505 nucleotides. RefSeq names its product protein scarlet (gene st). Gene Ontology annotation, cellular component: plasma membrane. NCBI's taxonomy places the organism in Eukaryota, Metazoa, Arthropoda, Insecta, Diptera, Culicidae. The record is from RefSeq and is a predicted model, not a curated record. The coding region runs from base 1486 to 3555 and encodes 689 amino acids. The transcript is spliced from 4 exons. Gene Ontology annotation, molecular function: ATP hydrolysis activity; ATP binding; ABC-type transporter activity.